UCCGGUUGUUUCCGGAAAAACUUCUAUAUCUCUCACACGUACGCGUGACUUUUAUCGUGUGCUGACCUCAGGGAACAAACUGAGCCACAUUACUCUGGAAAAUGUUACUUUUGUCAAACAGGAUAAAGUUGUGUUCUCUGGCGUUUACCGCCACGCGCUUGUGUAGCAGCGGCCCAGCAGCUGCUAACAAAAACCCCACGGUUUACUUUGACAUUGCUGCAGACGACCAGGCUCUCGGCAGGGUAACCUUUGAGCUCAACGCCGAUGUUGUACCAAAAACUGCAGAGAACUUCAGAGCGCUGUGUACAGGGGAACAUGGCUUUGGUUACAAGGGAUCAACUUUCCACAGGGUGAUCCCUCAGUUCAUGUGCCAGGGGGGAGAUUUCACUAACCACAAUGGGACUGGAGGGAAGUCUAUCUAUGGAUGGAAGUUUCUUGAUGAGAACUUCAAGCUGAAGCACACUGGACCUGGCAUCUUGUCUAUGGCCAAUGCUGGACCCAACACCAACGGAUCCCAGUUCUUCAUCUCCACCAGUAAAACAGAAUGGCUGGAUGGCAAGCAUGUUGUCUUUGGCAGCGUGAAGGAGGGACUGGACGUGGUCAAGAAAGUGGAGUCUUUCGGUUCACGGUCUGGGCGAACCUCCAAGAAGAUCACUAUCACAGACUGUGGAGAGCUCAAGUAGACUCAAUGUGAGCAGUGGACACGGUCGUAGUCUCAUCUCCUGCUGUAAAAAGUGAGUUUGAGUGAAAGAGGUUCAUUCUUCAGUCAUGGUACAGAGUGCAGCCUCUCUGUGCUGACAAUUGAUUAUCGCAGAGAGAAUCACACUCAGUUUUUCAGUUUGUACUUAAAAUCUGUAUUAGUCUUUUUUCAUGGAGCAACUACCGCACUUAACUGUCAUGCUAUAAAAUGUGAACUUAGAAUAGUUGAUGGAUAACAUGUCUAAUGUAUUUGAAAGAGAGCUAUUAAUUCAUUAAUAUACAUUGAAACUGGUUUGGAAAAGGGUCAUUUAUUUGUAAAAAAAAAAAAAAAAAGUAAUAAUUUUUCUAAAUAUGUGAGCUUGUUCUUGCCAUCUGUUUUAUACAUGAACUUAGAUGUCAAAGUAAAAGUAUUACAAAAGUC
Molecule: messenger RNA, 1120 nt
Organism: Siniperca chuatsi (mandarin fish)
Lineage: Eukaryota; Metazoa; Chordata; Actinopteri; Centrarchiformes; Sinipercidae
Product: peptidyl-prolyl cis-trans isomerase A-like
Exons: 6
Coding region: 102-683 (193 amino acids)
Biological process (GO): protein peptidyl-prolyl isomerization; protein folding; regulation of mitochondrial membrane permeability involved in programmed necrotic cell death
Cellular component (GO): mitochondrion
Molecular function (GO): peptidyl-prolyl cis-trans isomerase activity
Source: RefSeq, a predicted model, not a curated record